CUUUCUGGGGACUUUGGUACUUUCUCUUAGUUCACGGAAUUCAUGGUUGCCAAGUCCCCGGCCGGUAAACAGAGACUAUGUCUAAACUUGAGUAUGUAUGUAGAGUCUCUAAAAUGUCUAUUUGUAUGACAAAUGUCUACAUAAUGUGUGAUUCUCCGUGACACUGGCGUUAGGCUUCUACACGCGUGCCUCUUUACGAUGAACGCAGUAAAAUGAAAGGAAUCGGUGGAAACCAGAGAUAGCGAGCUUUAAAGUCAACAAGGAAACCGUUUGGGGAUUCCCUUGGCUCGCUGGGAUUUAUUGUUGACGUAAUUACUUGGCAUUGUAAUGUACAAAUUAUAAGGGGCAAUACUGCAAACGUCAUCUCAUUGAACUAGAAAGCAGUCUUUUGUACGUUCUUUGUAUACAUACGGAGCCUGAAGUCGUACACGCGAGUCGGUGAAUGGAUUAUUUACCACAGCAAGGUGGUGCUCGCGGUCGUCGUGCUGGUCGCUAUCGAGGACAAAGAGGAAGAGGAUGCGGCGGAGACCGAGGACGUCGACGACAUCCUGUGGAAGGAACCGAAGCAAACAGAGAGCGACAGUACAACUACCAACAAUUGAACGGGUACGUCGUUGAAGAACAACAUGAUGGAGGUCACCGGCGUGGACGUGGAGCCCGAGGAGAACGAGGACGAGGACGAGGCAAUCAGCAAGCGUAUAGAGGUGAAUAUAGAGGCGGUAGAGUACGAGGAAGAGGAACAGGGAGAGGAAGAGAAGGAACUCAUGACGUAAGUGGCGUCACCAGAACAUUUACCAUUAGCGAUCGUUUCUUACGCGAACUGAAAGAAAGCAGUCCCCGGGAGAUCACUCUACAGGUUUCGAUGAAACCAGAUAGUUUCAGUCGCCUACUUAACUCUGGAAAUGUAGGCAAUCGUGAUCGUCUUAGACUCAUCUUAGGUUUGUUUGCAAAGGGCUGUGCAAGUACGAUGAAUCAAAUGCUAAAUGACAUGCUGGCUUGUAUGCUUCACUCAGAGUUUUUUCGUAACCAUUUGAAGAGGUACCUCUCAACACUUAGCCGGCCUGAAGUCUUGAUGUACACAACAGUUGGUGAGGUCGUGGAAGACGUGGAGAGUAUUGUUACUCUGGUCAAUGUAAUGCUAGAGCGAUUUCCAAGUCAAGCAGAUGAAAUUGUGGUACUGGACAAACUGAAGCUGACCGUCGAUCAACUGUCUGCUUCAGACAUACCACUACCGAGCGGUUUGAUUGAACGGGUAACUGACCUCGUGAAAGCCAGCGAUGACUGUGUUAUGCAAAGAGAAUUAAGACAGCUGCAUAGCUCUCUGCCUCAAGCAUUGAGACUGGAAGAUCCCCCUGAUGACUUCCGGGCUGUUGAAGUAGUCCCUACAAGUGAGGAACUGGCUAAAAACCAAAGGCCUUUUCUGAGACCAAAUAUCGUCGAUGGUGCUUUUAAAGACCUCGACCAAUACUUGGACGUACAGUUUCGUUUGUUGAGAGAAGACUUUGUCGGACCGUUGCGAGAGGGCAUUGCCACUCUUCCAGAGGAUGACGUCAGGCGCAAGAGAGGCAGCCCAAAUGAUCUCCGGUUGUACCGUAAUGCGUGGAUCAGUCAACCAGUUUGCACGUUCAGUGGCCUAACGCAUAAGAUUGUAUUUGACGUGUCUCAUUUACGUCGAGUAAACUGGAGUUACUCUCGACGAUUGAUCUUUGGCUCGUUGUUAUGUUUCUCAAACGACCAUUUCAAGACGAUGAAGUUUGCGGUCGUGUCUAACAGAAACGUUGAAGAUUUGAAGAAAGGGAUCAUCGAGGUGCGUUUCAUGAACGGUCUAGAUGACGUGAAGGACAUGCAAGCUGGUCAGUUAUACACGUUUGCUGAGUCACCCGCUUACUUUGAGGCUUAUCGCCACGUGCUCCAUAGACUUCAGCACAUUACGCUUGAACUUCCUUUGCAAUUCUACAUAGUAAAGUGUGAGAAGAACAGUGCACAUCCUCCUCGUUAUCUUCGUCCGGAACACCGUGAUGGUGAGGUUCCCGUAAUGGAUUUGAGAAGCGCGCUGGGAUGCAACGAUUCUCGAGCCAGGCGGGUGACCGUCACCGAUUGGGAUGCUUGGCCGCCUUGCGUUAAAGUCGAAUUGGACGAAUCGCAACUUGCUGCCAUAAAGACUGCAAUGACGAGAGAGUUUGCUUUGAUACAAGGACCGCCAGGUACUGGAAAGACUUAUCUGGGUCUCAAGGUUAUGAGAGCAUUGAUUGAGAACCGUCAUGUAUGGGAUCCCGCUCGUACAUCUCCGAUUUUGGUCGUUUGCUACACAAAUCACGCUCUGGACCAGUUCUUGGAAGGAGUCUUAGAGUUUCAUAAAACUGGUGUCAUAAGAGUUGGCGGUCGUAGUGAAAGCGAGGUCUUGAAGAAUUUAAAUCUGAACGCUAUUACUCGUAGAGAGAGACAAGACCAUGCAAUUCCGGGCGUCAUAUUUCAUAACCAAAAGAAGCAGCGUUAUGAAAUGCACAAAAUGCAAGAUGCUAUGAAGGAAACUCUGACUAACCUUGAACGACGAGGUGUAAUUGGUGUCAAAUCCAUAAGUGGAAUACCUUGUUGUGAGUUGGCUAUUCAAUUGAAUGACAGGGGCCAAUUUUCGCGUAUAGGCUACAGUCUUCUUGAUGAGUGGCUUCGUAUUGUCUGUUUCGAUUCUCAAAUCUCCGUUGAUCCAAACCGAGGAACUCCGGGGAACGAUAAGCCUGAAGCAGCUGCAGCUGACAACGGCCAAGCUAGUGAGCAGGAAUCUGAAUCCGCAGAAGCUGACGCUGAUGAUGAUGAGGCAAAACUUCUAGAAGCACAGAGAAGAAUGGAAGGCGAAGAGUUUGCUCAUUUGGAAGAUGCAAGGGCACCCGAGAACGAUGCUGAAAACGCUGCUAAUCAAGAGGAAGAGGCCAACGCCGUCAUUGUGGACGAACUGUUUCAAGGCAUUCCAGAAGCAGAACCAGACAGUGAACUUGCAGAAAACGAUCAGGAUUGGAUAGUUGCAAUAGAUAGAAAGAGGAGAAACCGAAAGGUGCACAAAGGGCUUUCCACACAACCAAUGACACAGGAAGAAGUUGACAUGGUAGAAAACAUAUGGGACCUUGAUCAAAACAACCGCUGGCGACUUUACAACUACUGGAUGCAGAAAAGAAAGGACUACUUUCAGGAAAUUAUGGCAACGCUUUCCGCAGAGUUUGAAGCAGCAGCAGAGCGACUCAACGAAAUUGACGAACAAGAAAGCUUGCACGUCCUCAAGGGAGCGACCAUUAUCGGUAUGACGACGACGGGAGCGGCCAAACACCACCGUCUUCUCCUCGAAGUAAAGCCCAAGAUAAUCGUCGUCGAAGAAGCAGCAGAAGUCUACGAAGCUCAUAUCGUCACAACAUUAUCAGCAUCUGCCGAACAUUUGAUUCUCAUCGGCGAUCACCAACAACUUCGUCCCAAUCCUCACGUCUUUCGACUAGCGAAGGAAUACAAGUUAGACGUCUCGCUGUUCGAGAGAAUGAUCAAUAAUGGAAUGCCGUGCGCACGAUUAGAUGUACAGCAUCGGAUGCGACCGGAGAUCGCCGAGUUGAUGAAACCAAUCUACAACGGAUUACGGAACCACGAAUCGGUCUACGAGUACGAGAACAUCGCAGGAGUGAAACACAAUAUGUUCUUCAUCGAACACAACCAAACAGAAAACGAAAACGAGGACUUGAAAAGUCACUUUAAUAUUCACGAGGCGAGUUUUGUGGCUGGACUUUGUCGUUACUUGAUGCUACAAGGAAUUUCAUCGAAUAAGAUUACCGUACUUACGACUUACACUGGCCAGGUUCUCAGUCUCAAGAAAUUUAUGCCAAAGGCGACAUACAACGGUGUCCGCAUCACAGCCGUCGACAAUUAUCAAGGCGAGGAGAACGACGUCAUCAUCUUGUCUCUGGUCAGAAGCAACGUCCAAGGUAAAAUCGGAUUCCUCAAAACGUCUAAUCGAGUCUGUGUUGCGCUUUCGCGAGCAAAGAAAGGAUUUUAUUGCAUUGGCAACAUGACACUGUUGGCUAAGGAAAGCGAGCUUUGGAGGAAAAUUGUUCAAGAAAUGAGGAAUAAUGGAAUAGUGGGUCCAGGCUUGGAACUGUGCUGUCAAGUCCAUCCCGAUACUUCUUUUUUUGCGUGUCAGUCGACCGACUUCAAGAAUGCGCCGGAGGGCGGAUGCACGCGACCCUGCGAGUUUAGACUUGCUUGCGGACACGUCUGUGCUCUUGCGUGUCAUCCAUACGAUCGGCAACACGUGCGAUAUAAGUGUCGCAAAAAAUGCGUAAAGAAGUGUGGAAGUGGGCACCAGUGCCAGAAUAAAUGCUACCAAGAGUGUGGAAAAUGCACUGUUCCAGUGAACAAGAUCGUACCGAGAUGCAAUCACAUCCAAUCUAUUCCAUGUGGCGACAGUCCACUUCAGUUUCGUUGCUUAGGUCCUUGCUCUACUAUACUCGCCUGCGGGCACUUGUGCAGCAACAAGUGUGGUGAUAAAGAUUGCACAAAGAAAUGUUUGGAGAUGGUAUCCAAGACGUGGCCAUGCGGGCACACGGCUAAUGUGCGUUGCUACGAACAGGCGACGUAUUUGUGUCCAGAACCGUGCAGUGAUAUGCUCGAAUGCGAGCACCCUUGUGUCGGAACAUGCGGGAAAUGUUGUGAAGGGAGGCUACACAUAGCUUGCCGAUCGUGUUGUGGCAGAACACUCGUCUGCUCGCACGCAUGCGAAUACCCGUGCACCAAGAAUUGUCCUCCUUGCAGCCGGAGCUGCGAAAACGCGUGCGUUCACAGCAAGUGUCACAGAGAAUGCGGAGAACUGUGUGAUCCGUGCCAAGAGCCUUGCCAGUGGGAGUGUGCCCACUAUGCUUGCACUAAACUAUGCGGAGAACCUUGCGAUCGUCCACGUUGUAACAUACCAUGUCAACGAAUUCUGAAAUGUGGUCAUGAUUGCAUUGGUUUAUGUGGAGAGAAAUGUCCAAGUCUGUGCCGACUGUGCCACUUUGAGAAAGUGGCGGAAAUAUUCUUUGGAGAUGAAGACGAUCCGAAGGCACGGUUUCUUCAAUUGGAAGACUGUGGUCACAUAUUUGAAGUGAAAGGUCUCGAUCGCUGGAUGGAUUCAAAAGAAGAAAACGAAGAGGGUGGAGUUAAUAUAGGGCUAAAGCAAUGUCCGCGUUGUAAAAUCGCAGUGAGACGAAGUCUUCGUUACGGGAAUGUCGUGAAACAGGCGCUGCAAGAUAUCGAGAUGGUAAAGCGGAGGAUGUUAGAUCAAGAGCAAGAGAUGGAGAUAACGGUCAGGCAACUGACAAGAGAGGCAGUCCAACUGGCAGGACAGUUGCAAGUCUGUACAUUGUUCAAAUAUCAGGUUACUUCGCGGGAAAGCUAUCGCAGAAGAAUUUUGGAUAAUUUUGAUCUCGGUUUAGAACGCAAUGAGUUCUUCAUCGACAAUACGGUCUUGGAGGAUGAAAGUCCAUCAGGAAAAAUUCUUCAACGUUUGCGCGAUCGGCGGACUGUAGAAGAAGUGACUACUAUUCAAAAUCAGAUUCAGUUCUUACCAUCCAUUGUCGAUGUAGCUAACAAGAUCGACAAGACGCAGACUGAGAAUGGAUACCGUUUACAGCCAGUUUGUCAGAAACUGCUAGCUGAUCUCAAUGAGCUGGUCACAUUUCUCAUGAGACCUGUUCUGAGCGAACAACAGCUGGGAGACAUACAGUUGAUGAUGGAGAAAGUCGAAUUGGAGUUAAACUUUCGGAUCCUUAUGGAAAAACUCAGGCCUCGAUUGGGUCAGCUCACUACCCACGACAAGUUAUAUGUUCGUGUGGUUGAAGAUGGUCUGAAGGACAAACGGAAGAGGACGCGUGAAGACACGAAGGCAAUACGAAAGAUAAUCAAGCGCUUGUCUGAUACUUACAGUGUGUUUGGCUUAUCGAAGGCGGAAAAACUUGAGAUAGUGCGCGCUAUGGGCUUUAAACCGGGUCAUUGGUACAAAUGUCGAAACGGACAUGUUUACGCUAUUGGAGAUUGCGGGGGUGCAGACGAAAGAAGCAGAUGUCCCGAAUGUAAGGAAGAAAUCGGAGGACAAAGUCAUCGUUUGGUCGCAGGCAACGCUCCUGCUCUUGAAUUUGACGGCUCCCAAGCGCCGGCUUGGCCAAUAUAAACUAAUUUAUACAAUUGCGAUAUUGCAAUCUUGAACUUGCGUUGUUAUUAGAGCACAGCAGUAUGUUUUAGGCGGCAUUUAUCUUGCAACUCUAGAGUAGUGGUGUAUGCAUGUAGUAUACUUGUAUUGGUAGUGCACUAGUGGAUGUAAGAGCAACAAUAUAUUAUCUAGAGGCAGACAAAUAGCCUAAAAGAGGCUUGUUUGCAAAACUAGAGUUUCA
Molecule: messenger RNA, 6398 nt
Organism: Corticium candelabrum
Lineage: Eukaryota; Metazoa; Porifera; Homoscleromorpha; Homosclerophorida; Plakinidae
Product: NFX1-type zinc finger-containing protein 1-like
Exons: 1
Coding region: 443-6178 (1911 amino acids)
Biological process (GO): regulatory ncRNA-mediated heterochromatin formation
Cellular component (GO): nucleus; nuclear RNA-directed RNA polymerase complex
Molecular function (GO): helicase activity; zinc ion binding
Source: RefSeq, a predicted model, not a curated record